This is a messenger RNA of Zalophus californianus (California sea lion), 844 nucleotides long. RefSeq names its product dynactin subunit 3 (gene DCTN3). Gene Ontology annotation, cellular component: dynactin complex. The record is from RefSeq and is a predicted model, not a curated record. Gene Ontology annotation, biological process: cytoskeleton-dependent cytokinesis. The transcript has 7 exons. Bases 57 to 617 code for a protein of 186 amino acids. Lineage: Eukaryota; Metazoa; Chordata; Mammalia; Carnivora; Otariidae.
UGGCCGGAUGUCCCGCCCCCUGGCUGUUCCCCGGCUGAGGCGGGGCGGCGGUAGCUAUGGCGGCUGUGACCGAUGUGCAGCGGCUACAGGCCCGUGUGGAGGAAUUGGAGCGCUGGGUGUACGGGUCGGGCGGGCCGCGCGGCUCUCGGAAGGUGGCUGAUGGCCUAGUCAAGGUACAGGUGGCUUUGGGGAACAUUGCCAGCAAGAGGGAGAGGGUGAAGAUUCUGUACAAAAAGAUUGAAGACCUGAUCAAAUAUCUGGAUCCUGAGUACAUUGACCGCAUCGCCAUACCUGAUGCCUCUAAGCUGCAAUUCAUAUUAGCAGAGGAGCAGUUUAUCUUAUCCCAGAUUGCACUCCUGGAGCAGGUGGAGGCGUUGGUGCCCAUGCUGGACAGCGCUCACAUCAAAGCCGUUCCUGAACAUGCUGCCCGCCUGCAGCGCUUGGCCCAGAUCCACAUCCAGCAGCAGGACCAGUGUGUGGAGAUCACUGAGGAGUCCAAGGCUCUCCUGGAGGAAUACAACAAGACUACAAUGCUUCUCUCCAAGCAAUUUGUGCAGUGGGAUGAGCUACUUUGCCAGCUAGAGGCCGCCAAGCAAGUGAAGCCAGCAGAGGAGUGAUAGCUGCUUCCCAUUCCUGGGUGGGCCAGGACAGCCAGGCUCCAGGGCCCUGUGCUAAACUGCCUUUGUAACAGGGCAGAGGCAGCUCUGUAUUUAUUGGAUUCGCAGCCUACCUCUCUGCAUUCAGGUGGGGCUCUGAGGUCGGAGGCCUGGCUACUUGAGGUUUGCUUUUGCACCCCCUCCCCACAUCGGUGUCCUAUUCCAGUGACAAUAAACUAUAGAAAUCA